Molecule: messenger RNA, 567 nt
Organism: Rhodamnia argentea
Lineage: Eukaryota; Viridiplantae; Streptophyta; Magnoliopsida; Myrtales; Myrtaceae
Product: E3 ubiquitin-protein ligase MPSR1-like
Exons: 1
Coding region: 1-567 (188 amino acids)
Biological process (GO): protein ubiquitination
Cellular component (GO): cytoplasm
Molecular function (GO): ubiquitin protein ligase activity
Source: RefSeq, a predicted model, not a curated record
AUGGCCAGCGAAGCUCCCCAGUCAUCACCCGACGCCGCCUCCCUCCUCCACAGCAUAAACCUCCCUCUCUUAUUCCCCUUCUUCCUUGGCUUCUCGACCUCGGCGUCUCCGCCGGACCAAUCCGGCUCCGGCUUCCUAACCCUGCCUGAGCGGUUCGUUCUCAUCAACCCAUUCACCCAGAGCCUGGUCGUCAUCGGGACCGGCCCGGAACCCCCGCAGGGUGCCGGGGGUGGGCGGCCGCCGGCGUCGAGGGCUUCGGUGGAGGCCAUGCCGGCCGUGGAGGUCGAGGAAGGCCACGAGUGCGAGUGCGCCAUCUGCCUGGAGAACCUCGUGGCCGGAGAGCCGGCGAAGGAGAUGCCGUGCAAGCACAGGUUCCACGGGGGCUGCAUCGAGCGGUGGUUGGGGGUCCGCGGGACGUGCCCCGUGUGCAGGUAUGAGAUGCCGGUCGAGGAAGGGGAGGCCCGCGAGAAGCGAGAAGGGGGAGUCUGGGUGAGCUUCGCUUUUGGUGUCGGUGGCGCCGACAGCGACGGUCACGUUUCUUCUUCUUCUUCUUCUUCUUCUUCUUAG